AUGGCCGCACAUCUAAAACCCCUUACCCUUCACGCCCACGAAACGGGUCCCAACCCCGUCAAGGUAGCCAUGGCCCUGGAAGCCCUCCACGUCCCCUUCAAAGUGAAGCAAUGGGAGUUCAGCGACGAUCCCGAAAAAGGUCUCAAGGGGGCCAAAUUCCUAAAGAUAAAUGAGAACGGCCGCGUGCCCGCCAUCGAAGACCCGAACACCGGCGUCGUAGCCUGGGAAUCCGGAGCGUGCAUGAACUACAUCCGCCGCGUGUAUGACAAGGGCAAUACGAUUGGUCCGUCUGGGGAUUCGGCGCAGGAUUUGGUGGAUUUUGAGAAAUGGGAGUAUUUCCUGUUGUCGACGCUUGGGCCGAUGAUGGGGCAGACGAAUUGGUUUCGGCAUUUCAGUCCUCAGAAGAAUGAGGAUGCGUUGCAGAGAUACACGGCGCAGAGUUAUCGGUGUUUUGAUGUGCUUGAGGGACAAUUGAAGAAGACUGGUGGCGAGAGUGUUCUGCCUAGUCGCGUUACUGCUGUUGAUUAUCAUUUUGAGGCUUGGGUGCGGAUGUAUGAGUUUGCUGGCAUUUCGCUGGAGAAGUAUCCUCUGAUUUGGAAAUGGCUUCAGCUGAUGGGGACUCGGGAGGAAGUCCGGGAGGCCUACUUGAAGGUUCAGGGGAAGAAGUGA
Messenger RNA from Penicillium bovifimosum, 669 nucleotides. RefSeq names its product glutathione S-transferase family protein. Bases 1 to 669 code for a protein of 222 amino acids. Lineage: Eukaryota; Fungi; Ascomycota; Eurotiomycetes; Eurotiales; Aspergillaceae. The transcript is spliced from 2 exons. The record is from RefSeq and is a predicted model, not a curated record.